AUGGGAGGAGUCGCAUCGGAUAUAGAGAUGGCAGACGCCUGCGCUCCAUCCUCGUCCUCAUCCUCAUCAUCUGACCUCUCCCCUCCGCCCACCUACAGCUCAGACUACGAGGGACUUUCCCAAAAAGCCGAGAAAGAUUCUUCCAAAGAGAUUGUCAAAGAGACUGUCGGCUCACCCAGUGCGCGGGACGACCCGGAAUCGGAAGCUAUCAACACACAACUUCCAGGCACAGAUCUUUCUCACAUGGCUCGACGUUCGGCGCGCAACUCGAAUAAGCCCAAGCCCGCGGCUGCUUCCCCGCCAAAAGUCGCCAAGAGAAAACAGCCUACCAAAGUGGUACCCAAGAAGUGGCCAAAAUGGACAACGCAGAAGCUCUUGACGGAUCCCAAGUCGCCGCUUGCCAGCGCGAAUCUGAGAGCGAUACUCUGCCAGCCAGCGGCAUGGGACAUACUUACGAAAGAGGAGCGUGCCGAGAUCGUCAGUCUCUUCCCAGUCGGCACGCGUAUCAUCGACGCCGGCACCGACGAAGCCCGCCCGGACUUUGACGCACUUCGCAAUAACAACAACUUCCGCCACGACUGUGCCACGUACGCCGACAACAUCUCCCAGGGCAGGCACGACCCUGAGUGGCUCGAGCAGGCGUGGAGUGCGCGCGAGCGGCGACGGGCAGGUGACUUUGACGACUACGUUACGCAGAAGUUUGAGGAUGAGUGGUCGUGCAAGCUGCCAGAGGGCUUUAAGCCAAACAGAAGUAGCGAUGCACCAGGCCCCGCUGCGCCUGCGGAAGCUGGAAAGGCCCAUAUCGAGCAGACGGAGGAAACCACCAACCAGACAAAGGGAGAUGUUAUCGACAAGGUCCAGGUGGAAGGAGAAGCCAUCAAACAAGUGACGGAUACGAAGGCUGCGGACACGACGGGUGACGCUAAUACGGCAGAGGAGAACGAUGCGAGAGAAGCACCGGGCGUCGCACUUGGGUCUCCUCUUCCCGAAGACGUCUCAUCAGCAAAGAUUGGCACAGCUAGUACCGAGAUCUCACCCGAAGAGCAGGUGCCAGAAUCCUCAGAGGUUGCAAAAGCCAAGGUAGUUCUGUUCUCUUUCGCGACGCUCAAACGCCCACGGGGCGUGGACGUCAUCAUCAGAGCCCGCGGCAAGAACCUCAAGGCCCUGAGAGCAGAGAUUCUCUCACAUUAUCCCAAGAUGGACCCUACGGCAGCCAGAAGUGCACCUCCGUCUCAAAAAACGGUAGUCCUGCUCGACUCCCUCAACGAGCUCGCCACAGCGGCGCCGCAGAUCCUGCCCAGCUUCCUCUCCAGCAUCAUCAUGCCCGCCGUGUCGCUGGUGGCCGUCUACCACACCGACGUGCCCCUCGUCCUCCCGCGCACGGUGAGCGAGUACGAGCCGCACCCGCUGACGGUGCUCUCCCACCUGGCGACCUCGAUCCUGAGGCUCUCGGGCCUGCGGCAGGAGAUUGAGCGCCAAAAGGCGCGGAACAGGAGUCUGCAGGAGCCCGAGUGGGGGCUGGGGGAAGGGCGAGAGGGCGUUCUCGUCGGGCUCAAGGGCGACGUCAAGUCGGAGGACUAUCACGGCGUCGUGGUCGAAAUGGAGGUCAGAAGGCGUAGCGGGCGGGCCAUGGCGGAGAAGUUCGUGAUUCUGCCACAGAAGGGACAGCAGGCUUCUUCUUCCACCGCUUCUACUGCUGCUGCAAAGGGGUCGAGGAUCUUCCUACUCUCGGAGCACCCCGUUUUCGCUGCCCCUGAGGGUCCUAGAGAGGCAGAAGCAGGUCACGGGGAGGAUGAGGAGCCGGAGAGCACGUUCAACCUGGGUCUCACAGAGAAGCAGCGUAGGGACAGGGAGGGUAUUGUUCUUCCUUACUUUGACGCCCAGACGGAUAUAGGGGCUGGUGAGGGUGGCAGGAUCCUGUAUGAGAUGGGCAGGGAGGAUGAUUUUGACGACGAGGAGGAUGAGAUUUAG
This is a messenger RNA of Colletotrichum scovillei, 1971 nucleotides long. RefSeq names its product histone acetylation protein 2. The transcript has 4 exons. Lineage: Eukaryota; Fungi; Ascomycota; Sordariomycetes; Glomerellales; Glomerellaceae. Gene Ontology annotation, cellular component: cytosol; elongator holoenzyme complex; nucleus. The record is from RefSeq and is a predicted model, not a curated record. Gene Ontology annotation, biological process: tRNA wobble uridine modification. Gene Ontology annotation, molecular function: tRNA binding. The coding region runs from base 1 to 1971 and encodes 656 amino acids.